AUGUUUGACACGAAUGCGGACAGCCACACCCCAAGCAAGAAUCGCGUCAAGCACCGGCCAAAGAAAGCGCCAACUCUUGGCGAUACCGAGUACACUGAUGAAGACCGACGCGAUGCAAAGACGGGUGUCUGCAGACGCCCCAAAGUGCUGAAACACCGGAAUACUGAGGAUGAAGAUACGUGCAGACGGUACAGGAAGGAGGAGGUAGAACACCUGCCGCUUGGUCCUGAUACGCUGCAGCGCAUGCAGCGACUGCACGAAGGUCAGCAGUAUGAUCGACCCCCGAGACUGUUUCCUGACAUUGAGAGUGUCAAGAGUUUAUCGCAGCAAGAGGUGCAGCUCGAUGUCAAGCACAUUCAGCACCAACUUGCGAGGUUUGAAGCUCGGGCAGGAAUUCAGCUGCAUGCCAAGCGUCCAACUGUUGGGGACAAGAACUUUCGACGUCUUUGUCUGGUCAAUGAAGGUGACAAUGAGGACAAAGCGACGGCACGGUUGCCGACAGGACUGAAAAAUGCACGCAAUGGGGCCAUGGCUCCGGAGGAACUUGUCAAGACGUUGCCGGCGGCUCGACGUGCGGUGCGUAUUUCGCAACGGGAACUCCGCGCCAUGGCAAUUGAGCGCGAAGAUCUCGAGCGAGAUUUUGUCCGACAUCGAUGUACUUUGUUGUGGCAAGUUGGCGAGAUGAAGCGCAUGCAGAAGCAACAGGACCGUGUCACGCGCGCACUAAGUUGCGAAGUAGUGAAUACGGCAAAGAGUUUGGAGUCAAGUCGACGACGCACUAGUGCACUUCAGGACAUUAUGACGGAGCUUGAAGUGCGGGGUAGUAGUAUUUUGCGUCUCACUCGUGAAAAGAGCAGACUUGAAGCAAUGUUGAACGCACGGAAGAUCGAACUGCCUGAGAUUGACGAGGUCUGUGUCGGCGACCGUGUGAAACAUGCCUCGUUUGGGACUGGUCGUGUGCUCGAACUGCGCUUGGACACACGACUGCUCGUAGCAGAGCUGGAUUCAGAUGGCAUUGCAUACAUUCAGGAAGAGAGUGUGGAGGUCUUGCCUUCCGACAUGACAUAUACGGAGACCGAAGAAGAGCUAAAACGGCGUUUGUUCGAGAAAGUUGGAGCACUUGUUCAACCUUUGAGUAAACAGCGUGUGUCCAACGGAGUGAUUGGGUUUUCACAGGGCGAUAGCGAGAAGGAGAGUUCAGGUGACAGUAAUGACGAGUCUUCGUCGUCGUCGUCAGAAGAAGAAUCGGGUGCCUCACCUGGCGACGAUUUCAUGGAAGAUGUCAGUCGUCGAAAAGGUAGGAAGCGGCGACUCGUCAUGAUUCCCGCGCCGGUAAAAAGCAGCAAGAAGUCGAAAAAUCGUCGCGUGAUCGAUUUUCCAGCGUGUACAAUUCCGAUUACGCCGUUCGAGACGGGACUUUUGCUAAGCCCAUUGAGCGAAUUGCCUGAUCAUGUUGCUGCUGUUGGACCCGGUGCACUUCAGUGGCUUCCGUCGUACCUACCUAAAAACAUGGACGACUGGGAGCAAGAGCGAUUAGUGUCGCUUCAGAUGAAGGGUGAGAUCAAACGGCUGAGAUACCAGCUACAAAAAGCAGAAGCUCAUAAGCAAGAUGCACAGCAGCUUGCGAGUGAUCAGCUCGAGUCAAUAAACCAGCUUGUGUCACAGUUGGACAAGUUGAGAGAUGUACCUGAUGGGGCGGGGAAUCCUUGUUCAUCCUGCGGUAACCACACGGCACCGAAAGAUUCUGAUGAUAGUAGGGGCACCAGCAACCGAUGGAAGGACAUUGCUGCAAAACAAGACGAUAGUGAUGAGAGUGUCUCCGAGACCAAGAAGACCUGCAAGAGUGUUGAAGCUGACGAUAAAGAUGAUCGUGUAAAUAGCGAUGCAAGGCGGAUACCGAAGAAAAGACACAACAAGGCCAAUAAACCUGUGAACGAGGAUGGUAAUGACUCCAUCGAUGUCAUGAAGGUUAAGACGAAAGCAAAAUCCCAACCAGUCAAGCGCUCCCUUCGGCCGCGAAGAAAAGCUGCUACAGCUUCUCCUAAACUUAAAUAG
Peronospora matthiolae is the source of this 2055-nucleotide messenger RNA. The record is from the annotation of a GenBank genome assembly. Lineage: Eukaryota; Oomycota; Peronosporomycetes; Peronosporales; Peronosporaceae.